This is a messenger RNA of Phalaenopsis equestris, 1364 nucleotides long. Its product is annotated as peroxisomal fatty acid beta-oxidation multifunctional protein-like. Gene Ontology annotation, biological process: fatty acid beta-oxidation. Gene Ontology annotation, cellular component: peroxisome. The record is from RefSeq and is a predicted model, not a curated record. Lineage: Eukaryota; Viridiplantae; Streptophyta; Magnoliopsida; Asparagales; Orchidaceae. Gene Ontology annotation, molecular function: (3S)-3-hydroxyacyl-CoA dehydrogenase (NAD+) activity; NAD+ binding.
AAGAAACAAAUCUUGAAGGACUGAUAAAGAAAGGAUCAUUAACAUUGGAUAAAAAGAACAAGGCCCUGGCACUUCUGAAGGGUGUUCUAGAUUACUCUGAAUUUAAGGAUGUCGAUAUGGUUAUAGAGGCUGUUAUUGAGAAGGUCCCGCUCAAACAAUCUAUAUUCCAUGAACUCGAGAAGAUUUGCCCGCCACAUUGUAUUCUGGCUACUAACACAUCAACUAUUGAUUUGAAUACUGUUGGCGAGAAGACGAAGUCUCAAGACCGCAUUAUCGGAGCCCAUUUCUUCAGCCCUGCUCAUGUCAUGCCUUUACUAGAAAUUGUCCGCACAGAGAAGACAUCUCCACAAGCAAUUUUGGAUCUCCUGACUGUUGGGAAGAUCAUAAAGAAAGUUCCUGUUGUUGUAGGAAAUUGCACAGGCUUUGCUGUGAAUAGGAUAUUCUUCCCAUAUAGCCAAGCAGCUCACUUGUUGUUGCAUCUUGGAGCUGAUCUUUACAGGAUUGAUAGGGUGAUAAGCAGUUUUGGCAUGCCAAUGGGUCCUUUUCAACUUCAAGAUGUGGCUGGCUAUGGUGUGGCUUUGGCAGUUAAGCCAAUAUUCACUUCUUCCUUUAAAGGGCGUACAUUUGAGACAGAUCUUCUUGAGUUGAUGAUACAAAGUGGUCGAAAUGGAAAAGCAAAUGGAAAGGGUUACUACUUGUAUCAAUCAGGAAGCAGGCCAAAGCCUGAUCCUUCCAUACAAACUGUCAUUGAUGAAUCUAGGAAGCGUACACUCAUCACGUCUGGUGUAAAGCCUGUAAGUUUUACCGACGGAGAAAUUGUGGAGAUGAUAUUCUUUCCGGUUAUAAACGAGGCAUGCAGGGUAAUGGAUGAAGGAAUUGUACUUCGAGCAUCUGAUAUUGAUGUUGCUUCUAUACUUGGAAUGGGUUUCCCCAAAUUUAGGGGUGGUCUGGUAUUCUGGGCUGAUACACUUGGAUCCACCUAUAUUUACUCAAAGCUCAAAAAGUUGGCAGACGCAUAUGGCGCAUUCUUUGCUCCGUCCAAGUACUUACAAGAAAGAGCAGCAAAAGGCCUUCCCCUGAGCUCGGCAAUGUCAUCUCCUUGGCAAGAAUGGAGAGCACGCAUUUAGGGCAUCAAUGAUGUACGUUCAGAACAUAAGGUUAGUGAAGCCUGUUUCAUUGUGGAUUCUGGUGCUUAUUAUGAAAGUUGAGAUAAUACUAAAACAGUGAAACAGCCUGAGAGUUUUUUUCAUUUAGGGUUGAGAUGAUUUUUGUAACUGAAUGUUGAAAAAAAUUAUUUUUUGUUAACUUAUAAUUUGAUGUACUUCAUUAUUAAGGAAGUUUUGGAUGCAUAUUUUUUUCUUAGA